AUGGUCUCGCCAAUAGCUCCCCCUCUCCAGAAUUAUCUUCUCAGCCACUUCGACUAUCUAGACCGCAGUCUUUCACUCUGCGUUUUGAUCUCGCUUCUCGUCGGCGUGCCCACAGUUACUCGAUGGGUGCACACCACAACUCGGAUCAAUCCAACAGUUGGGACUUCAAUUUCAGAAGAUCAGUUAGAAUUUGCAAUAAAAUGUCUUCUAUUUGUCCGCAAAACGUGA
This is a messenger RNA of Protopolystoma xenopodis, 228 nucleotides long. The record is from the annotation of a GenBank genome assembly. NCBI's taxonomy places the organism in Eukaryota, Metazoa, Platyhelminthes, Monogenea, Polystomatidea, Polystomatidae.